Orbilia oligospora ATCC 24927 is the source of this 453-nucleotide messenger RNA. RefSeq lists its product as uncharacterized. Gene Ontology annotation, cellular component: nucleosome. The transcript is spliced from 2 exons. Gene Ontology annotation, molecular function: protein heterodimerization activity; DNA binding; structural constituent of chromatin. The record is from RefSeq and is a predicted model, not a curated record. NCBI's taxonomy places the organism in Eukaryota, Fungi, Ascomycota, Orbiliomycetes, Orbiliales, Orbiliaceae. The coding region runs from base 1 to 453 and encodes 150 amino acids.
AUGGCCUCCACAAAGAUGGCCGUAAAGAGGCCAUCGAUAGGUUCCAAAACCGUUGGCGGCAAACGUAGAUCCUCAUCUGGUGUUCAACCCGGCGACCCUCUCCCUCCUCGUAAAUCUCACAAAUUCAAACCGGGCACCGUAGCUCUCCGCGAAAUUCGCAAAUACCAAAAAUCUACCGACCUGUUACUGCGCAAACUCCCCUUUUCCCGAUUGGUCCGAGAGAUCUGUGCGGAUCAGAUAGAUAUCGUGAAUACGCAGUUUCAAAGGUCGAAUGAGAGUAUGAGGUGGCAAAGUCAGGCUUUGUUGGCACUUCAGGAGGCGGCGGAGGCGUUCAUGGUACAUUUGUUUGAGGAUGCGAAUCUAUGCGCUAUCCAUGCUAAGAGGGUUACGAUCAUGCAGAAGGAUAUUCAGUUGGCUAGGAGGAUUAGAGGUGCUUUUGGGGGGUUGGGUUAA